UUUUUCUCUUUCAGUUACAGAGCUCAGCCACAGACAAUCUAUUUUUCUGCUGUGUGUAUAUCUUUCUGCAGGUUGUUUGGCUGGAACUCCCGAUCAUUAGAAAACUGGUCCAACCCGUAAAAUGCCCCCAACUGCCAGUGCCAUGGACUUCUUUCAGCUCUUUGUCCCUGACAAUGUACUAAAGAACAUGGUGGUACAAACCAACAUGUAUGCCAAGAAAUACCAGGAGAGAUUUGGCAGAGAUGAUGCUUGGAUGGACGUCACGCUAACAGAAAUGAAAGCCUUCCUAGGUUACGUGAUCUCAACAAGCAUUCACCACUGCGAGUCCGUCCUCAGCAUUUGGAGCAGUGGCUUCUACAGCAACAAGAGCAUAGCACUGAUCAUGACGCAGCCACGGUUUGAGAAAAUCCUGAAAUACUUCCACAUUGUGGCCUUCCGUUCCAGCCAAACGACACAUGGCCUCUACAAAAUCCAGCCCUUUCUGGACUCUCUGCAGUAUAGCUUUGAUGCUGCUUUCAGACCUUCACAAACCCAGGUGCUACAUGAACCCCUGAUCGAUGAGGACCCAGUUUUCAUUGCCACGUGUACAGAGCGGGAGCUACGCAAAAGGAAAAAACGGAAAUUCAGCCUGUGGGUUCGGCAGUGCUCCUCUACUGGUUUCAUCUGUCAGAUUUAUGUCCAUCUAAAAGAAGGAGGUGCUGACGGACUGGAAGCUUUGAAGAACAAGCCCCAGCUCCACAGUAUGGUGGCUAAGAGCCUCUGUCAGAAUGCGUCUGGAAAAAACUACAUCAUCUUCACUGGCCCUAGCAUUACCAGCCUGAACCUUUUUGAAGAAUUUGAGAAGCAAGAGAUCUAUUGCUGCGGGUUGCUGAGUUCCAGGAAAAGCGACUGCACAGGCCUACCUCCAUCAAUGCUGCACAACCCAGAUGCUCCCCAGUCCAGAGGGCAGUACAGAAUAAAAAUGAAGGGAAACAUGUCCCUGAUCUGCUGGUACAACAAAGGGCACUUUCGUUUUCUCACUAAUGCCUAUUCUCCAGUUCAGCAAGGAGUUAUAAUUAAGAGAAAAAGUGGAGAGAUCCCAUGCCCGUUGGCAGUAGAGGCUUUUGCUGCUCAUCUUAGCUAUAUCUGCAAAUAUGACGACAAAUACAGCAAGUAUUUCAUUUCUCAUAAACCAAACAAGACCUGGCAACAAGUGUUCUGGUUUACCAUCAGCAUUGCCAUAAACAAUGCCUACAUCCUCUACAAAAUGUCAGAUGCCUAUCACGUGAAAAGGUACAGCCGGGCACAGUUUGGUGAGAGACUCAUAAAGGAGCUGCUGGGCUUGGAGGAUACCUCACCUUCUCAUUGAUGCAUUAUUCCUUGUGGCUUAGAUAGAGGGUGAAAGGGGACCAGAAGAGGAGACCCACAGCCCUGGAAUGUCAAAGCAGGGAACUCAUGACAUCACCAAUGCCUCUCCCUAUAUGAACGUGAUGCCAGUCGAGGGGUGGAGAUGUUGUUAAAAGUAGCAGCUGGCUGUCGAGUGUCCUGCAGAGAGAGCCACAGGAAAAGACGACACACAGCUGCAUCUGUGAAUGCUCUGCGGGUACUUGUCCAUCCAAAAAGAUUUAAGUUAGUAGCCAUUUGUCUGCCAUAUCAGUUGAACAGGGUCCUCUCCUAAGGCUCCCAUAGGGCUUACCAGGAGCUUGCCGCAAAGGGAUGUAGCUCUGUGGCCCUAGGUGGGCAUUACAAAAACAAUGCCUUUGCCAGAGUUCUUUAACUGUGGGUCAAGCAAUGUUGUGUUAUGGAUGACACUCCCCGACACCUUACAAGGAACGACAUGGUGAAGGAAACAUAUGUAUGUGUUCUUCACAAGCAUUUUGACAGAUUGAGCUGUAAAAGGCAAAGACAACAAAGACUUGGCAUAUCAGUUAAGAACUUUUUUUUAUUAGUAGUGUAAGGCAAUCACAUUGCAAUAUAGGAAUAAAAAAUUAUGGGAAAAUUAAACAAAUUGGAGAAUUUAAAAAAAAUGGGGAAAGCUGAAUUGAUGCAUAAAGUUUAACAUAACUGAGAAUUUCACCUUGCCACCAUAAGCUUCCAUGUUGCCAGUGUACAGGGUGAGAAUUCUCAAAGUAACAACUGAAAAUUAUAUUUUUCUUGAUUUCAGUUGUGUUUCAGGUUCUUUUACAUGUUGCUUAAGAUCUACCUUAAUGGACUGUUACUUAAAUUUCUAUGGAUGUUUUCAUUUUUCCCCUCUCCCCUUUUUUAAAAUAUCAAGACAUUUUUCAUCUUAGAUCUUCAUUUCCUAUUAACACACAUUUGGCAAGAAAAAAUAGUUCACUGAUAGCAGUGUGUUUUCACUGUUGGGUGUUCUGUAGGAACCCUUCUUAGAAUCUGAGAUUUGUCACAGUAGUUGUACUUCUACAAAUUAUAUAUUUAGAAAAAUAGUGUCUCAUUAUUUAAAAACAACAACAACAACAACAACACUGUUCAGGUGCAACUGAGCACUGAUAUCACUGAAGCAGAACAAGACCCAAAUGCUUUCCUUGUUCUGAUCAACUCUCUAGAAAACUAGAACUAUUUUUAAUUGGUGUAGUCUGGUGAGAAUGACCAGUAUUGACAAGAAUCUUUGGCUGAAUGUUUCCAACACAAGACAGAGGUUCCCUGCCACCAGGCUGCUUCCGUGGGGAAAGAGAGAAAGAAAUCUGGUAAUAGGGGCAGAACCCCAGCACUGGAAUAAAAUACCGUUUGUCACAUUAUUAUUGGCUAAUUGUUUAAACCCAAAGUCUAAUAAGCUAGAAGAAUUGGAACAAUUAAAGCUUUAGAACUUAUGGGAACACAUUAAUUUAUAGGGCACAAAUAUUCCUUAAGUUUUUCUUGCAAAGGUUUUGUCCUAGCUCCUUCUGAAAGUAAUAGGAAAGUUCUCAUUGAUUUUGAUGGGCGUUUUACUUGCUAGUCACUGCUCGUUUUUAAAGGGGCACAAGUAGCUGUGCUCCUAAAAUUUGGAUUUUGUUUGGGGGAAAAAGGGGAGUAGGUUAACGCAAACUUUACUUGAACAGUGGGAGGUUGUCAUUAAUUAAGAAGGGUUUAUUUUUUCAUCCCCUCCCGCCCUUGUUAGGGUGCCAGAACAACUGCCUCUUUCUGGUAUAGGAGACCCUUAAGUGAAACCAGCUAUAAAGAAAAGGAAAAUUUGAGCAGUCUAAAUUCACCAUCCAAAGGGCAUAAGUGGGGAAGGAUAAAAUGUUGGCUGGAAAAAACUCUUUGCUCAGUGCUCCCUGGCCUUUGGAGGGCUGUAGAGGAAUUUUGAAAAUAUGCAUGAUCUUGCUCAUGCCCCAUAAUUACAAGCAGGGUUAUAAGAAGCAAUAAAUAGUUAGUAAGGGUCUAGGACAGCAGUUCCCAACCUUUUCCAGAUGGGGAGCCGUUUUGACAAUUCAGGAAGACUUGGUGACCUACGGUAAUUAAAAAACAGGAGGAGGCGAAGGAGAGGCAGAGCCACCUGAGGAGACACUUGGUGACUCUUUUGAGCUGUAAUGGCGACCCAUAGGUUGGGAAACCCUGGUUUAGGAGGAGUGGGGUUAUACAAUUUAAAGCUCAGCUAUGCACAAGAUCAUUCUCUUGGGUUGGGGUGAAAACUGUCUACUUCUGCCAAAUUCUUACACUGCAUCAUAGAGCUUGCUUUUUCCUGCGGCAUUUUGAUGGGUGGGUGAAACGUUUGGCACCCAAACUGGAACUGAUCUGUGCCUAGCGUCAGCCACUGAGGCCUCCUUGCUUCCUCCCUCUUCCCAAUUAGCAGGCUGUGCGAGUCUAGUAGAUCAGUGCUGUCAGGGUAUUUCUCACGCAUGUCCCUCUCCUACCCCAUCCCAUGGGGACCUUACAAAAAGGCAUUCAGCUUUUUGCAUAGAAGCCCUGUGGGGCUCAAAGGAGAAAAUGCAUAUUGCCCAUGUUCCUUCUCCUCUGCCUCGUGGUGAUCCCUACAGCCAGUCUCAGCCCUCUGGGAAGGUAGCCACAUGCCCCGUUCUGUGUAGGAGAAAGAGCUGCACGUGGAGCAUCACCCCCCAUGUGCAAGUUUUUAGUAGAAUAUUCCUCUUCAUGAUUAAGCCUAGAUCACAAAUGAACCACACUAGGUUUGUGGGUUACACACACUAAUUAGCCAGUUAGCUCCUGUUUUAUAUAGGGUGUCAUAACCCACAAUUGUUCCAUUUUAUAACCCAGAAAAUGCAGUAAGGAAGGAGCAAUUGGACACAUGGGGAUAAGAUGAGGAUACAGGUAGAAAUGCAAAUGAGAAGAGUAUUGGAAGAGAUAUAGAACUCAGGCAUAAAACAUGAGCCAUAUCUCCCAGGACUAGGAUGAAAUCAUAUGGGAUAAUCUAAUUUCCAUUGUUUGCAUACGAUAGCGUGUUUGAAAAAUAAUUGGCAUAAAUUAUGUAAAGAGUUGUUGAUGGGCUCAUUGUGCCCUGUAACUUCAAAACGUAGCCAGAAUUUGUCAUGAAUGAUUAGUGCUAGUCAUGUACCUGGACUUACCAAGGAAAGAGCAUUGUGAUGAGAUCUGGUUGGAACUUUCAUAAACAGACAGCUUCCCCGUGGCAACGGUCUGAUUAGAACAACCUCCCUCUCUUUGUUUGCAGCGCAAGAACAUGGCUGAGAGUGCAGGGGGAGGACUGGGUCCAUCCUGAGUAGCUACCACCACAGCUAUCAGAAGAGAAGGGCUUUCUGCACCUCACAGGAGGCGACCAGCACUUUACAUGAGCAAGCCUCAGGCUAGCUAAAUGCAUUGCACCUAUUCUCUCAGCACUUGGGCCUAACCCAAAACAAUUUUGAAGUCAGACUUUCCAUUGACUUCAGUGGGCUUUGGGUCAGGCUCUCAUACUACAGAAACUGCCUUAAAAAAAAA
Molecule: messenger RNA, 4866 nt
Organism: Pelodiscus sinensis (Chinese soft-shelled turtle)
Lineage: Eukaryota; Metazoa; Chordata; Testudines; Trionychidae
Source: RefSeq, a predicted model, not a curated record